This is a messenger RNA of Lachancea mirantina, 2445 nucleotides long. The record is from the annotation of a GenBank genome assembly. Lineage: Eukaryota; Fungi; Ascomycota; Saccharomycetes; Saccharomycetales; Saccharomycetaceae.
AUGGAAGAUGGCUAUCAAGAGUUAGAUGAGCCAAACCGCAAGAAAAGGGGUUCACUAGAAGCCUGGAUCAAACUGGGGGUCAUCUUGGUGCUUUUAGUUUGGGGAUCAGCUUUGCUAAUCAGCAGUUUACCGCUAGAACAUCAUUCGGAUCAUAAGAAUGGAUUGAGACAUAUCCCAAAACGCACGAAAAAUGGACAAUUAAAAGUUUCGUUCGCGAAUUUACGAAACGACACUUUUUCACCUGUCACCCGGUCUCUUAGAUGGCUUUACAGUGAUGACGCUACGGAAGACGAUCAGGGGUUUUUUUUGACCGAGGUCAAUGGAACGUAUGUGGUCAGAUCCGUGUUCGAUAAAGAUUACUCGAGAGUAUUACUGGAGAAAAGCGAUUUCGUUUAUGCCGGCCAAAAUCUUACAGCGGAAUCUAUCAUUGCAUCCCCUGACCAGGAGCACAUUUUGCUCAAGACUGACACAGUCAAGAAUUGGAGACACUCUACAUUUGGGUCAUACUACGUUUUCGACACUAAGGACCAUAGCAUCAAUUUUGUAGGCAACAACAUUUCUCUGGCGCUCUGGUCUCCCAACUCAAACGACGUCGCGUAUGUCUUCGAGAACAACGUCUACGUGUAUUCUUCAAAAGCGGGGAAGACAAUUGCGCAGGUGACGCACGACGGAAGUAGCCAAGUUUUCAACGGCAUCCCGGAUUGGGUCUACGAAGAAGAGGUUUUCGAAGGUAACCAAGCCCUAUGGUGGUCCACAAGUGGCGAAUAUUUGUCAUUCCUGAAAAUCAACGAGACUGAGGUUCACGAGUUCCCAAUCGCAUACUAUGUCCAGCACGAUGAUGACAUCUACCCCGAGAUACGCAAAAUCAAGUAUCCAAAGAGCGGCACGCCAAACCCAUCCGCGGAAAUUCAACUUUUCCAUCUUGAAACCCAACAUUUGAGCUCAGUCUUUGCUGGGAACAGUAGCACACUAGUGACGGAGAUGACAUGGCUCGGUGGCGAACAGUUACUUGUUAAAGUCACUGAUAGAACUUCCGAUACACUUUCAAUUCUACUGGUUGACGCCGGAAAAGGCGGCGUCGUCACGACUCCACGUGUAUGCCCUUCGGGAGAAGGAUGGUGGGAGAUUACUCAUCGCACAACCUAUCUUCCGAAAGAUAUCAAGAAGGGGAGAAAAGACGAAGGCUACAUCGAUCUGAUGCCUGUGGAUGGCUUCAAUCACCUAGCAUACUUUUCUCCGCCUGAAACGGAUGAACCCGUCAUCCUGACGCGAGGUGAAUGGGAAGUUGUGGAUGGGCCAACUGCUGUUGAUCUCGAAACAAACAACGUUUAUUUCAUCGCUACAAAAAAGUCUUCAACAGAAAGGCAUCUUUAUCGAGUGAAUAUUUUAAAACCCGAAAAGAUAGAGGCAAUCACAGACACUUCCAAACCGGGUACAUUUUCAGUGUCGUUUUCUUCCGGCAGCGGUCUUGCUCUGUUGAACUAUCUGGGUCCCGACAUUCCUUAUCAAAAAAUUGUGACUUUAAGAACUCAUAAAAAAGAUUCCACGAUCCAUGGUAAUAUCGUUGGUAAAACGCUUUAUUACUUGGAGGAUAACGCCGCUCUCCAUAGAGUCCUGAACUUGUAUGAUGUACCCAAGAAAACUUUUGGUACGUUGGAACUCGGUCACGACCAAAACGGGAAGUCUGUGACAGCUAACUAUUAUGAGAUUUUGCCCAACGAUUUUGAUCCAUCGCGUCGUGAUCAUUAUCCCGUAUUUUUCUUCGCAUACGGCGGCCCCAAUUCACAACAGGUUCUUCAAAUAUUUUCCGUCGGGUUCAACGAGGUGGUGAGCUCGCAGCUAGAUGCUAUCGUAGUGGUUGUCGAUGGUCGCGGUACAGGAUUUCGUGGUAAGGAUUUCAGAUCUUAUGUUCGGGACAAUCUCGGUGACUUGGAGGCGCAAGACCAAAUCGAGGCUGCCAAGAUUUACGGCAACAAGCCCUACGUUAACCAAGACAAGAUCUCGCUUUUCGGCUGGUCUUACGGCGGAUAUCUAACUCUCAAAACACUUGAAAAGGAUGCGGGCAAACAUUUCAAAUACGGUAUGUCCGUGGCCCCAGUGACAGAUUGGCGUUUCUACGACUCAGUAUACACUGAAAGGUACAUGCAUACCCCACAAGAAAAUCCAGAGGGUUACCGAAAGGCCAAAGUGAGUAACGCGACUGCAUUGGGCCAGGCUCAGAGAUUUUUACUCAUGCAUGGCACGGGAGACGACAAUGUCCACUUCCAAAACUCAUUAAAAUUCCUGGAUCUGCUAGACCUGGCCGGGGUCGAAAACUACGACUUCCACGUCUUCCCAGACUCUGACCACAGCAUCAGAUAUCACAAUGCCAACAUCAUUGUCUUUGAUAAGCUUCUUAAUUGGAUUGGUCAAGCUUACGAUGGCCAAUUCGUCAAGAUUGGUUAG